ACGCGCACUCAGAUUGUUCUAGAGUGCUCCACGUACAGGGCCAUCUUUGGUCGUCCUCGCCGGUGACAGUGUGGACAGUUUAUUCCAUUGGUCAUUAAAAGCCUGGCGAUUUGUGAAUAAUACUUAACUUUGAACGAGCACUUUUGAAGCACUCGGGCAGAGAAAGGCGAGCCGGAUCCCCGCUUAUUUGUGGACCCACUUUUGCAUUAUUUCCUUCAGUACCCUUCAUUUCUUGAGGCGAAAAGAGGGCGAGACGGGAGAGGCGGUGAUACAACAUGGAUGAGGAAUAUGAUGUGAUCGUUUUGGGCACCGGACUCACAGAAUGCAUUCUGUCCGGGAUCAUGUCUGUGAAUGGGAAAAAGGUUCUGCACAUGGACAGGAACCCUUACUAUGGUGGCGAGAGCUCCUCCAUCACCCCUCUGGAGGAGCUGUACAAGCGCUUCAGUCUUCCAGAUAGCCCACCUGAGUCGAUGGGCCGAGGAAGAGACUGGAACGUGGAUCUCAUCCCCAAGUUUCUCAUGGCCAACGGUCAGCUUGUGAAGAUGCUGCUGUACACAGAGGUGACACGGUACCUGGACUUUAAAGUAGUGGAGGGAAGCUUCGUUUACAAAGGAGGAAAAAUCUACAAGGUGCCAUCGACCGAGACCGAGGCGCUAGCUUCAAAUCUGAUGGGAAUGUUUGAGAAGAGGAGGUUUAGGAAGUUCUUAGUCUUUGUGGCCAACUUCGACGAGAAUGACCCCAAGACCUUCGAGGGCGUGGACCCCAAAACAACAACGAUGAGGGAUGUUUACAAGAAGUUUGACCUCGGCCAGGAUGUCAUCGACUUCACCGGCCACGCCCUGGCCCUCUACAGGACAGACGACUACCUUGAUGUCCCCUGUUUGGAGACGAUCAAUCGCAUCAAGCUGUACAGUGAAUCGCUGGCACGAUAUGGGAAGAGCCCCUACCUGUACCCCCUGUACGGCCUGGGGGAGCUGCCCCAGGGAUUUGCCAGAUUGAGUGCAAUCUACGGAGGAACCUACAUGCUGAACAAACCCGUGGAUGAGAUUGUGAUGGAAGGAGGUCAUGUAGUUGGAGUGAAGUCUGAGGGCGAGGUUGCUCGCUGUAAGCAGCUGAUCUGUGACCCCAGCUACAUCCCCGACCGCGUCCGCAAGGCGGGUCAGGUAAUCCGUGUGAUCUGCGUCCUGAGCCACCCCAUCAAAAACACCAACGACGCAAACUCCUGCCAGAUCAUCAUUCCUCAGAACCAGGUUAACCGCAACUCAGACAUCUAUGUGUGCAUGAUCUCCUAUGCACACAAUGUGGCCGCCCAGGGGAAGUACAUCGCCAUUGUCAGCACCACAGUGGAGACCAGCGAGCCCGAGGCUGAGAUCGAGCCGGCCCUGGAGCUGCUGGAGCCCAUCGACCAAAAGUUUGUGGCUAUUAGUGACCUUUAUGAGCCCACGGAUGAUGGCACUGAGAGCCAGGUCUUCGCCUCAAGCUCCUAUGACGCCACCACCCACUUCGAGACGACCUGCAACGACAUCAAGGACAUCUACAAACGUAUGACCGGGAGCGACUUUGACUUUGAGAACAUGAAACGCAAACAGAACGACGUGUUUGGGGAGGACGAGCAGUGAGCAGGUUGUUAAAAAAAAAAAAAGAAAGGGGUUUCCUGAGAGAAGGGCGGGGGCCGGGGAGAGGAGGCGGGGCUUAAAAGGGGGGAAAAAAAAGAGAUGGCAGAGCCCGUGUUAGAAAGCCGGGGCUGUCCGAGCAGUCCUUUAAAACAAAACAAACAAAAAAACAACGGGUUGGGCGUGGCGCGUGUGUCGGGAGAGGGUUUGUGUCCUGGGCUCUGCCUCCUUUCUCCUUACGUCCCUCUCUCUCUCGAUUCAAACACAUAAAAGCUCACAAACACACACAUAACACUCUGUUCAAAUACUCACACUCCUUAUCUCUGUCACCGAAAAGCAGGGUUGAUACGGUCUUUCAUUCCAUUGUAGAAUUUUACAGUAUAAUCAUGUCUUAACUGUUCUCAUUAGAGGUGAAUUUAUUACUUGUUGUCGGCGGCGAUUUCCUCGAAAAACAUUCUUCAUUCUUUCUGUAACGUCUCUCUCUCCUCAUAUCAGAGGUCGGCCGGAUGAAAUGAAAGAUUGAUGGCGUCGAGAGGGUUUGAAGCGCGAGCUCUGACAUGAGAGAUACCUGUAAUGGCUUUAGUGUAGAAUCCUCUGGAAGGGUCACCUCCAGUGUACAUGCAUGCCUCUUUUACACACAGUAGUAUUUGUACAUAGACUCUUAACGACACUGCGGUAUGAAGGCUGGACCAUUCCACGCAUCGCUCCUGUCAACCCUGCUUUCACUUUUCUCUUACUUGGUCUUUUACAUGUGUUACUUCAACGAAAAAACAAAAAAAAAAAAAGUAAAAAGACGUCGCUCCUUUUGGCAAAAAUCUGUUGGUCGGGCAAAUUAAAAAAAAACAAAAAUGUGAUGAAUAAUUACAUAUAAAUGGGCUGUUCUGUCAACUGAUAGUGCUCACUUUGCAAUGCUGUUGUGUUCCCUGUGCUAGCAGGCAAGCUAACCAGUGGCUAAUAACCGUCACCCAAACCCCCUCCUCC
Molecule: messenger RNA, 2594 nt
Organism: Labrus mixtus (cuckoo wrasse)
Lineage: Eukaryota; Metazoa; Chordata; Actinopteri; Labriformes; Labridae
Gene: gdi1
Product: GDP dissociation inhibitor 1
Exons: 11
Coding region: 276-1619 (447 amino acids)
Biological process (GO): protein transport; vesicle-mediated transport; small GTPase-mediated signal transduction
Cellular component (GO): cytoplasm
Molecular function (GO): Rab GDP-dissociation inhibitor activity
Source: RefSeq, a predicted model, not a curated record